AUGUCUGAGGAGCCCAAGCAAGAAGAAUGGCUGGAACUUGGUCUUACCAGCAAUGAUGUCACUGUAUUAUUGGUCCACAAUUCCAAAGUUUCUGCCUUCUCUUGGACAAAGCAACCAUCAACAGAUCUAGAAUUUGAUCGGAUAGUGAUUUAUACAACCUGCCUUCGUGUAGUAAGGACGACUUUUGAAAGAUGUGAACUUGUUAGGAAAAUCUUCCAGAAUCAUCGAGUCAAAUUUGAGGAGAAAAACAUUGCUCUGAAUGGUGAAUAUGGAAAAGAGCUUGAUGAGAGAUGUAGAAGGGUGUCUGAAGCACCUUCUCUGCCUGUCGUGUUUAUAGAUGGCCAUUAUCUUGGGGGUGCUGAGAAAAUUUUGUCAAUGAAUGAGUCAGGCGAACUGCAAGAUCUCUUAACUAAAAUUGAGAGAGUUCAGCAUCCACACGAAUGUCCUUCCUGUGGGGGCUUUGGCUUCCUUCCCUGUUCAGUGUGCCAUGGAAGCAAGAUGUCAGUGUUUCGGAACUGCUUUACAGACUCUUUCAAAGCCCUGAAAUGCACAGCUUGUAAUGAAAAUGGACUGCAGCGCUGUAGAAGUUGCAUAAGUUAA
This is a messenger RNA of Gracilinanus agilis (Agile Gracile Mouse Opossum), 600 nucleotides long. RefSeq names its product glutaredoxin and cysteine rich domain containing 1 (gene GRXCR1). Bases 1 to 600 code for a protein of 199 amino acids. The transcript is spliced from 4 exons. Gene Ontology annotation, cellular component: kinocilium; stereocilium. Gene Ontology annotation, biological process: sensory perception of sound; inner ear receptor cell stereocilium organization. Lineage: Eukaryota; Metazoa; Chordata; Mammalia; Didelphimorphia; Didelphidae. The record is from RefSeq and is a predicted model, not a curated record.